Callorhinchus milii (elephant shark) is the source of this 2641-nucleotide messenger RNA. RefSeq names its product integrator complex subunit 10 (gene ints10). Gene Ontology annotation, cellular component: integrator complex. The record is from RefSeq and is a predicted model, not a curated record. Lineage: Eukaryota; Metazoa; Chordata; Chondrichthyes; Chimaeriformes; Callorhinchidae. The coding region runs from base 27 to 2093 and encodes 688 amino acids. Gene Ontology annotation, biological process: snRNA processing. The transcript is spliced from 17 exons.
UAUACUUUUUUUAAAUUUAGUAUGAAAUGUACACGAUUGAGAGGAAUGCUGAGAGGACUGCUUCAGCUGGCCGCCUCCUAUAUGACAUGUUUGUGAACUUUACUGACCAGCCUAUGGUCUGGAGGGAAAUAAGUGUAAUUACUGGAGCAUUGCGUAAUGAUUCUCAGGACAAACAGACACAGUUUUUACGAGGACUGUUUGAGACUCUGCCUGGUCGAAUACAAUGCGAAAUGCUUCUUAAGGCCACAGAACAGUGCUUCAAUACACUGGAAAGAGCGGAAAUGUUGCUGCUUCUCUUGAGACGGUUUCCAGAAUCUGUUGUCCAACAUGGGGUCAGUCUUGGUGAGACUUUAUUGGAAGCUGAAAACAUCGAAGAUCAAGAAUCACCUGUCAAUUGUUUUAGGAAGUUAUUUGUGUGUGAUGUCCUACCUUUGAUUAUCAACAACCUUGAUGUGAGGUUACCUGCUAACCUGUUGUAUCAGUAUCUCCACAAAGCUGCUGAAUUUUAUAUAAGUUACAUUACCAGGUCUCCUUCAUUGGAAAACCAGCAUCAAGGUUCUCAAGAUACAGCUGAAAUCAAGUCACCCACAAAGCGGAGCUCUCAAAAAUACAUCAUAGAAGGGCUAACUGAGAAGUCAUCACAGAUUGUGGAACCAUGGGACAGGCUGUUUGAAAUCCUCUCUAUUGUAGCAAUGCGAUGUGAGUGGCAGAUGGACAAAGGAAACAGGACCUGUGCAGAAAUUCUACAUCGAAUGAAAGAUUUAUGUAGAUACAUCAACAGCUUUGAUGAAGAAAACCACAGGAAGUAUAAGAAUCAAGUAGUUUACUCUACAAUGCUGGUUUUCUUCAAGAACGCAUUCUAUUAUGUCAGCAAUAUCCAGCCAUCUCUAUUUCAAGCGUCCAGCCCUUCCAACAACCAACCUCCUCUUAUUCUACUGGAUGACUUGUCAAAUAUCUACGGUGAUGUUGAGAUCGAUCGGAGCAAACACAUUCACAAGCGGCGAAAGCUUGCAGACGGAAGGGAAAAAACACAGAGCUCAGAUGACGAAGAAUGUUCUGGAAAGGGCCGUAACCGUCACAUUGUGAUGAAUAAGAGUGAUUUACCAAACUCAAUCGAUGUGCUUGAGAGCUUUAAGACUGCAAGGGAAAGUUGGGAGUUGCUUCAUUCCCUGGAGGCCUUAGAGAAAGAAUUUAUUCGAAUCUGUAUGUCAUGGAAGACUGAAAUGUGGCUAUGGCUGAGAAUAUUCAUAACCGACAUGAUUAUAUACCAGGGCCAAUACAGAAAAGCAAUAAAUAGUCUUCAUCAGUUAGCUGUGCUUCAAGGAGCCCAACAGCAUGCCCUGAGUCAGGCUACUCUUGACCAGCAGAGGGCGCUAAUCCAAAUGGCUGCCUGUCACUUUGCACUCGGAGAAUACAGGAUGACGUGUGAUAAAGUGUUGGAUGUUAUGUGUACUGUUGUGCCAUGUCUCCAAGAAACGGGCAAAUCACAGGAAGAAAUCCCAAAAGCAAAAUCUAAAUUCAGGAGAGGUACGGAUCUUAAACUAUUGCCCUGCACCAGCAAAGCUGUUAUGCCAUAUUGCCUUCAGUUAAUGUUGGCUUGCUUCAAGUUGAGAGCCUUUACAGACAAUCGAGAUGACCUUGCCUUGGGUCAUGUGAUUGUACUACUACAGCUGGACUGGCCUCGAGGAGAGAAUCUCUUUCUGAAAGCUAUUGACAAGAUCUGCCACCUGGGAUCCUUCCAAUAUGAGAACUUCUUUAAUUAUGUUACCAACAUUGAUAUGUUGGAAGAAUUUGCUUAUCUUAGAACUACGGAAGGUGGCAAAAUUCAUCUUGAACUGUUACCAAAUCAAGGCCUAUUAAUAAAGAAUUCUAGUCCUCCAUUGGGGGUACUUCCGCAGGAGUUCAAACUGCAGUCCAGCAUUCAGACAGCUGACAGGCAUCACACUGUAACUCGAGGUAUUACCAAGGGAGUGAAGGAGGAUUUCAGGUUGGCGAUGGAGAGACAGGUCUCCCGUUGUGCGGAAAAUUUAAUGGUAGUGUUGCAUAGAUUUUGCAUUAAUGAGAAGAUCAUAUUGCUCCAGACAUUGACAUAAGAGACACGGCAAAAGAAUUCCUGUCCCAUUUGAAAGCAGAGAAGGUACUCCUUACAGAGGAUGUGCAUCAGCGAAGUUGUAUGUUUCACUUGCACAUCUUAGUCAUGUGCAAUCCUUUGGACAGAAGGCAUCUGUUGCUGAUUCCUGAGCUUCACUGUUUCCUUAAGGAUAUAUCUGGUUUUGUCAGAGUGAAGCUGAAUUUCUGUAUUGUGUGCCAAGUUUGUUACUGUUUUAACUGGGUUUUACACAUAAUAUUUGACCCUACUUGAAUGGUCAAAAAAAAAAAUUUAAAGGACAAAUUCCUUCUAAUUCCAUUGUCAUUGGUAGAAAUCAUUAAUGUUUAGAUUUUUUUCUUAAAUUUUGUACAUUUUUAGACAGGUUUUGUGUACAUCAGGGUGAGAAAUCUGUGGGAAUAGAAAAUUUUGACUUAGCUUUGAGCACCAAUAUCAAAUGCUCCCAAGAUGCACACACCACACUGAAGCUCACCAUAGUUUGGUCCAACAGUUUACCUUAGCCUGUAGUCCUGUAGCUCAGUGGUUAGACCACUC